AUGACCCCGGAUAAAGCUGCAGAAAAAAGAGGACUGGAUGGUUCAUGCAGACCUUGGGUGGUGCACAGAUCCCUGUGCAGUGUGUUCUCUGACCUGCUGCCGUCUGAGUUGGACCCCUGCUCCCCAAACCCGUGUCAGAACCGAGCCCUGUGCAGAGUUCGGGGGCGGAGCUUCGCCUGUUUCUGUGUCCCGGGAUUCCAGGGAGCUCAGUGUCAGAUAAACGUGAACGAGUGUGUGUCUGAACCCUGCGCCAACGGAGGCACCUGUGUGGACCGAGUGGGGACCUAUGAAUGUGUGUGUGCUCCAGGGUUUACAGGCCUCUCGUGUGAGCUCCACGUAGACGCCUGUCACUCAGGGCCCUGUCUUAAUGGCGGCCGUUGCCAUGACGACGUGGACGGCUUCAGCUGCACCUGCCCGCUCGGUUUCCACGGCGAUCGCUGCCAAAUAAACACAGACGAGUGCCAGGAUCAGCCCUGCCGGAACGGAGGCCGCUGCAGAGACGGAGUGAAUGAAUACAGGUGUGAGUGCUCAGGCACAGCCUUCACUGGAGAACACUGUGACAUCCCCCUCUCCUCCUGCCACUCUCAGCCCUGCUUCAACAGCGCCCUCUGCCAGGACACUCCAGGGAACUACAGCUGUCAGUGCUGGAGAGGCUUUGAAGGGCGUCACUGUGAGCUGGACAUCCCUGAGUGUUCUAGCGCCCCCUGUCUGCACGGCGGACGCUGUGUGGAGAGGUCAUGGCAGGUCCUAUAUGGCAGUGAGCCUUUGUUACCUUUAACCUUUGACCCACAAAACGCCGAGGGGUUCAUCUGCAGCUGCCCCAAAGGAACCAAAGGUUCUUUGUGUGAGGAGGUGAUCGACCAGUGCUCCCCCAGCCCCUGUCUGAACGGUGGCACCUGCGAGAGCCUGGUGGGCGAGUACCUCUGCCACUGCCCCACACUACACCCCCCCAGCGGAGUGCCCUACGGAGGGGCAAACUGUGAGGAGAGGCUGGUCGGGUGUGAGGGUCAUAAAUGCCAGAACCACGGCAGCUGUGCCCCCUUCCUCCUGGACGGGACCCACGGCUACACCUGCUCCUGCCCCCCUGGCUUCACGGGGCCCCUGUGUCAGACCUCCACCACCUUCUCCUUUGAGCGGAGGGGCUACCUGCUGCUCCAGAGCCCCCUGGUGGAGACCGAAGUGUCAGUGAAUGUCACACUGAGCUUCAAGACUGUGCUGCCCAAAGCGGUGCUGUUUCAGAGGAACACUCGGGGUUUGCUCCUCACUCUCUCUCUCCUCUCUGGGCGGCUCAGACUUAUUUUAACCAAAGACUCUUCUGCUGCUGAACUUCCUGAAUCCUCAGGGGAGAGUCCGGUCCAGGUGUUGGAUCUGCCCCAGAGCGUCUCUGAUGGACAGUGGCACUCUGUGGAGGCCACGCUGGGAAACUGGGUCCUCAGCCUCAAACUGCUGGACCUGCCCCACAGCUACGGCCUGCAGACCUACCACAAGGUGGCGCCGGUGCUGGUCCCAGCCCAGCCCAUCUCCCCUCCCCAGAGCACGUUCAUCGGGGGGGUGGUGGAGGGUCAGUACCGGGGGGCGGGGCUGGUGGGCUGCCUCAGAGACGUGUUUGUGGACUGGCAGCUGGUGAUCCCAGAGGAGUGGCACAGUAACUCUGCAGUGAACCUGGUGCACGGGUGCCACCACAGGGACCGGUGCCUGGACGCCCCCUGCCAAAAUAAAGGAGAGUGUGUGAACCUGUGGCAGAGCUACCAGUGCAUCUGUGCCCGGCCCUACGAGGGCCACGACUGUGAGGAGGAACAUGUGACCGCACGUUUUGGACACGAGGACUCCCAAAGCUUCGCCACCUUCACCAUCACGGACAAUAUCACGGAUCACAUGACCAUCUCCCUCUUCCUCCGCACACGCAAAACACACUGCCUCCUGCUGGCAUUGUCCCGGAACUACACGCUCUACUUCAGCAUGUGGUUAGAGGAAGGCCAGGUGCUCUUCCAGCUCCACCCUUUUGGCAUCAUCAAGUCUAAAAACGCUAUAAACGAUGGGGAAGUACACUUUAUCAACCUGGAAAUGGCGAAUGGGACUAUGAUCCUGUACAUACAAGGAGAAAAACAAGGAUAUCUGGAUGUUGAGACUAUGGGUAUCCAAAGUGGAGACACUGUUUACGUCGGGGGGCUUUCGGAGAGUGAGGAUUUGAAUGUUUUUGGAGGAAAUUUGAAAGGCUGUGUUCAAGAUUUGCAGAUAAAUGAUAAGAGACUGCAGUUUUUUGGUUUGGACACUUCAGUGAAAUCAUAUCCUCUGCUCCAACUGGAAAAUGUGACGGCAGGAUGCACUGGCGAUGACAAAUGCAGUUCAAACCCCUGUCUGAACGGGGGCAUGUGCUUCUCUGAGUGGGACGACUUCAGCUGCUCGUGCCCUCCCAGUACCACAGGACGACACUGUGAGGAGGUGCGCUGGUGUGAGCUGGCCCCCUGCCCCCUAGAGGCCGAGUGCAGAGUGCUCAGAGAAGGAUACGAAUGCUACUCCAACGCCACCUUCCUGAACGACUCCACUGUUCUGAUUUACCGAGGAAACGGCCAAAUCCUUCGCAACAUCACCAGCCUCUCCUUUAAUCUGCGAACACGGAAACGCAACGCCGCCAUCCUCCACGCCGAAAACGCCUCCUCUUUCAUCACUCUGUCCGUCCAGGAGGGAUAUUUGUUUUUAGAACUUCUGAACGACGACGGAGACAAAGUGUCCAACGGCAGACGGCGGCGAGUAUCCACAGUUAGCCUCAGCAGUCAGAGAACAGUUAGUGAUGGAGAAUGGCACAACGUUCACUUGUUCAUGGCUACACCUUGGACUCAAACUUCUCGCUGGACGUUGGUUUUGGAUGAGGAUGUAGAAGAGGCAAGCACUUCCAAAACGCAAGCUGGAAACCUGGACUUUUUGCGAGAAGAUGUUGACAUUUUCUUAGGUGGACUCACUCCUGAUGCGGGCUGGGCUCUGGCUGGUUGUCUGAGCACCGUGGAGCUCUCGGGCGUCGCGUUGCCUUACAUCACCCCGUCCGACGUCAACCUCCCCCGGCUCCAGCUUGACCAGUUCGUCCUGACCUCCCAGAAUGCGCCUCUGCUCGGCUGUGGCGGCGCUUCCGUGUGUGAGCCCAAUCCUUGUCUAAACGGGGGGCAGUGUCAGGAUUUGUUUAACUAUUUUAACUGCAGCUGCGUGGGGGGGUGGGCCGGCCGGCGCUGCGACCUUUUCGUUAACGCCUGCGCCUCGGACCCCUGUCGCCACGGUAACUGCACUGUGCGGGGACUGUCGUAUGAGUGUGCGUGUGACUGGGGGUUUGUGGGAUUGGACUGCGAGGAGGAGGUGGACAUGUGUGAGAAUCAUCUGUGCGCUAAUGGAGGGACAUGUCUCCACGGGCCCCAGACCUACUCCUGCCUCUGUCCAGACAACUACACAGGACCAUUCUGCAGUGAACGCAUACGAGAAAUACCUUGGUACAUGAUUGUCAAAACUGUACGUCCCAAACUGCCAGUGUCUGUGUGUGGAGACAAUCUGAGGAACUACACCUGUUUUAAUGGAGGAAACUGCACAGAGAGAGACCUGUCCUGUGACUGUCCCCCAGGCUUCACCGGGCACAGGUGUGAGCAGGAGCUGGACGAGUGCAGGUCAAACCCCUGUUUAAAUGGAGGAUACUGCAGAAACCUCAUCAACAGGUUCUCGUGUGUGUGUGACAUGAGCUACGCCGGAGAUGUCUGCGAAAUCGAUAAGAGCGUCGCGUCGUACAGUUCUCGCGUGGCCGCCGUGUUGGUACCAUGUCUGGUUGCCAUGACGAUCGCGCUGCUGUUGUUGUUGGCGAUGGGUGUGGCCAAACUGAAAGAGAAGCGGCGCACGGAAGGAGACUACAGACCCAGGCAGCUGGACCCCCAGGGGGCCCGCGAGCCGCCCGUUGAACUGCACGUCCCCUCCUUGAGCAGUAUGGCCGCCCACUCGUCCUCCCUGAGCAGAAUGGUGGCGAGCGCGGAGAGGCUGGUGUAGACAGGGACAGGCCCGCGUUCAGGAUCAGAAGCUCACCUCUCAGGGCCUGUCCUCCACCCUGCUUCUCUCCAUCAGUCUGCUCUCUGUGCUUCUGCUGCUCCUUCUCGUC
This is a messenger RNA of Boleophthalmus pectinirostris (great blue-spotted mudskipper), 4126 nucleotides long. RefSeq names its product crumbs cell polarity complex component 1 (gene crb1). NCBI's taxonomy places the organism in Eukaryota, Metazoa, Chordata, Actinopteri, Gobiiformes, Gobiidae. Gene Ontology annotation, molecular function: calcium ion binding. Gene Ontology annotation, cellular component: protein-containing complex; plasma membrane. The record is from RefSeq and is a predicted model, not a curated record. Gene Ontology annotation, biological process: heterophilic cell-cell adhesion; establishment or maintenance of epithelial cell apical/basal polarity.